This is a messenger RNA of Helianthus annuus (common sunflower), 1015 nucleotides long. RefSeq names its product 60S ribosomal protein L7a-2. The record is from RefSeq and is a predicted model, not a curated record. The coding region runs from base 112 to 885 and encodes 257 amino acids. The transcript has 6 exons. Gene Ontology annotation, cellular component: ribonucleoprotein complex. Gene Ontology annotation, biological process: ribosome biogenesis. NCBI's taxonomy places the organism in Eukaryota, Viridiplantae, Streptophyta, Magnoliopsida, Asterales, Asteraceae.
AAAUAAAUCAGGCCCACUCAGCCCAUACAGCUUUAGCCCUUAAUUGUAUACGCAGAAACCCUAAUAAGUCAUUAUUCUCGCUGUUCGAUAACUGAAUCUCAACAUCCAUCAAUGGCGCCGAAGAAAGGUGUGAAGGCAGUCGCAACCAAGAAGAAAACGGAGAAGGUUGUGAACCCUCUGUUCGAGAAAAGACCGAAGCAGUUCGGGAUCGGUGGAGCAUUGCCGCCUAAGAAGGAUGUUCAUAGGUUUGUGAGAUGGCCGCAAGUUGUUCGGAUUCAGAGGAAGAGGAGGAUUUUGAAGCAGCGGUUGAAGGUUCCACCUGCUUUGAAUCAGUUCACUAAGACUCUUGAUAAGAAUCUUGCAACUACUUUGUUCAAGAUGCUUCUGAAAUACCGACCAGAGGAUAAAGCAGCUAAAAGAGAGCGCCUUCAGAAAAGGGCACAAGCCGAGUCUGAAGGAAAGACAGUUGAAGCCAAGAAGCCUAUUGUUGUCAAAUACGGUCUGAACCAUAUCACCUAUCUUAUCGAGCAGAACAAGGCGCAAUUAGUCAUCAUUGCUCAUGAUGUGGACCCCAUUGAGUUGGUUGUUUGGCUCCCUGCUUUGUGCAGAAAGAUGGAAAUCCCUUAUUGCAUUGUAAAGGGAAAAUCUCGAUUAGGAGCCAUUGUCCAUCAGAAAACUGCAGCAGCUCUGUGUUUGACCACCGUCAAGAAUGAAGAUAAGAUGGAGUUCAGCAGAGUCUUGGAAGCAAUUAAGGCCAACUUUAACGAUAAGUAUGAGGAAUAUAGAAAGAAGUGGGGCGGUGGGAUUAUGGGAUCCAAAUCUCAGGCCAAAACAAAAGCAAAGGAGAGAGUACUUGCAAAGGAGGCUGCUCAGAGGAUGACAUAGAGCGCUACACUAUCCUUUGUUGCAUUCUGCAAUUCAGGAAGCUGUUUUUGUUUACAUUUUGCUUGUUCAUGUAUUCAAUUUUGUUAAAGUUAUAUUAGCAAGACCAAUGCUAUUACUUUUUUGCUUUCUC